CAGUCUAACCCUUAGAACUUCAAUGAUGUCUCCAAGUCUAAUCACACACACACACACACACACACACACACACACACACACACACACACACACACACACACACACACACACACACACACACACACACACACACACACACACACACACACACACACACACACACACACACACCCUCCUCCUCUCAGCCUUCAGUGCGCCCCCAGAUCAGAAUGCCGCGUCAAAUCUACGCCAACACGGGAAAAAUCCAAUGUUUUCUGAACAGGAAUUGUGAUUUAAUUAGAAGACACGCGAGAACCUGAAGAAUUCGCGCCUUAAUGGAAGCCAGCAACAACCUCACUGGAGAGGCAGCGGAUGAAGAUGGAGUCGUGCGUUUUGCGCUCGUCAGAGUUGGAGUUCUGGGUUUGGUUUUUGUGCUCGCGACGUGCGGCAACUUUUUCUUCCUGGGCACCCUGUGGAAGAGGAGAAAGAGAAACACAAGGACCCACCUGUUCCUCCUGCAUCUGUGCCUGGCGGAUUUGGUGGUCGCCUUCUUCCAAGUUCUACCGCAGCUCUCCAUUGAGAUUACGCGCAGGUUCCGUGGCUCGGACUUCCUCUGCCGCACCGUCAAGUACCUGCAGGUGGUUGGGAUGUUUGCCUCCGCCUACAUGAUUGUGGCCAUGGCCAUAGACCGGUACCACGCAGUGUGCAUGCCCAUGGUUUCGUUCUUGGAAGGCUCGUGUAGGAGGUACAUCUCCAUAGGCGCAGCGUGGCUGAUCUCUCUCCUCUUCAGCUCUCCGCAGCUAUUCAUCUUCUCUCUCCGGGAGGUGGAGGUGAACCAGUACGACUGCUGGGCCACGUUCAUCGAGCCGUGGGGGAGCAGGAUCUACAUCAGUUGGAUCACUCUGGCAGUGUUUGCCUUGCCUGCUGUUAUCCUGCUCUUUUGCCAAAUGAGAAUAUGCACAACGAUCUACUUCAACAUGAAGACGAAGGCUCUGCAGUCAGGGCGCGCGGGCUCGAAGGGCAUCUCCAACGCCAUGCUCAAGACCCUGAAGAUGACUUUUGUGAUUAUAAUGGCAUACACUUUGUGCUGGAGCCCAUUCUUUGUUGUACAGUUGUGGUCAGCAUGGAGCCCCGGCAGUGCACCAACACAAGGUCCAGUUUUUUCAAUCAUCAUGCUGCUUGCCAGUCUCAACAGCUGCACCAACCCUUGGAUAUACCUGUACUACAGCUGAAGAGGAUGUGGACAUAACCAGAAAAGGACAAAUUGUCUACAAAGCCCCUAAAUUUUGUUUAUAAACAAAACUUUUUACCUUGAAGUCAGUGGUGAUAUGGGGUGCCGAAUGUAAAGCAAUGGAUUAAAAACUUGGUAGAUAUUUUACACACAAUUUCAAAUAGUAAUGUUAAAUUUAAAUAUUUAGAAACAAAUUUAGGUUAACCAAAUAUAAAUAUUUGAAGUUAAAUUUAAAAUUAAAUGUGUAUCCCCUUCAUCUACAUGUUUAAAUUAAACAAAACUAUAAAUUCAUAUUUAACUUUAAACUUAGACCUAAAUGUGUGUUGCUAAAUCUAAAUAUUGAAAUUUUUGUUUAGAUGUGAUGAUUUUAAACCAAAUAUUUCUUAAAAGGGAAGUAGCCUAUCAAAAUAAAAGCAUGGUGAGAUUAUGAGAGCCAGUUUAAAAAUGGAACAUUUAUCAGUGUGCAUGAAAAGGAGGGAAGAUUUUAAAGUAUUACCUUAAAAUGUUGAUUAGUUUGAUAACAUUCAACAUUUUAACACCAAAAUUAUUUUUCACAUUCAGCUUCUCCUAACAAUAAAAUUGGGGUUUGUAUUUUUAAUAUUAAUUUUCCAGCAGGAUUAUACAUUAAAAUGUUAAUAUUCUUGAUGUAUAUAUAUAAAAAACAAUAAAUGUAAAAAUAGAAAUUUUUUACACAAAUCUAAAUUUAUAAAGUUAAAUCUAAAUAUUUACCAUCCUAAUUUGGCUGCUUUGGGAAAAAAAUCAGAAGUGCAACACAGAACAGUGUUUUUAAAAGAAAGCGUUACAAUCUUUAUAACGUAGUUAAUAUAUGGAUUUUAUUGCUGGUUAAAGGAGCAAUAUGUAAGAAAUUUACAGUGAAUGCAUCACAAAGCAGUCUAACGUCUCAUUCAUGUUGGAAGGAAGGUUACGUUGAAAAAGAUUUCAUUCUCAGCUGGCUGGACAGUUGUCAGUUUUUCUCCAUACUUUUUUUUUUGAAAGAAGUGUCAGUGAACUUGUGAGGUUUCCGUGUCUCCGGAGAGCUAACGCUGCAGUGCAAGCAUUUGUAAUUCAACAUCAGCAUGCAAUAAGCUCCAGAGCAACAAGAGUGACCCAGAAGUCAUUUCUUGUACCCCCAAGAAGCCAUGGCAUCUUUUUGUUUUAUUCAAAUACUGGGUGAAGAAGGUUAGAGGCUAAUGUUGAGCUAACAAUGCUAAUGGUGAAUUAAAAGCAAUUAGUCGGAUCUAACAUCAUCUCAAGCUACUUUCAGAAUCACCAACAACUCAAUUUUUACUGUGAAAUUUGUGUGUGAAGUGAAUCACGAGUCAAUUGUGGUGAUUUACUUCCUUUAAUGACUCGUUCAGAACCACAACAGAAAGCUAACAGCAAACAAGCACACUUCCUGUAUUGCUGGUCAAUAACAGGGCUUGUGAUCACACGCAUGGACGUAAUUUUUUCCAAAGUCAAGUUUUCACCCCUGCACUUUUUACCAUGCAAAAACAAUAUUACGCUAUAUUAAAUUAACACUGGUUGAGCUCUAGGACCAAGCAGAAAACAACCGUUUGUGUUGAAGCCUGUUUCCCAUUAGAACAUACAAGAUAUCCCCCCCCCCCAUCCCCCCCACUUCUAAAGUGAAAAUUACAUCCAUGAUCACACGUGAUUACGCAUAGCAUUCUGGGAUGUGCGCGGGCACGUUGGAAGGUUGAUGAGUGAAACACACCGUGAAACAAGCAGUACUGUCGCAGAGAAGAAGUGGAUUUUGGCGAAAGAAAGUGUUAAACAACAUUAUGAAAUCCCAAAAAGGAUGUAGAAUAUACUUAGGGAUGGGUACCUUUGACAUUUGAAUCGAUCCGGUACUAAUUCCCGGUACCUACGAAUCGAUACCGGUACUUAACGGUACCAAUUUUCGAUACUUUUGAGUGUUUAUUAUUUUAAAUCUCUUUUAUAAUUAAAUAUUUUUUCAAUAUAUAACAAUAUUUGAUGAAUAUCACGAUAAAUAACAUUCAACUGUUUGCAUUUUAACAUCGUCCUUGUAGUUUUAUAAGCUGAUGAUUAAACUGAAGCAAACAUCUUUACUGUGAACUAAAUUUACUGUGUAUCUUCAUUGCUUUUGCCGUCUUUUUUCAUUUGAUUUUUCCUACUGGGAAGUUAGAAUUUCCGAGGAGAAAGCGAACGCACCAUUAGCUGAUAACAAUGGUAGCAAUGGAAGCUAACAUACCAAGCUAACGUUAUCUUAAACAGUUUAUUUAGCUGCUGGAGCAGAUUAAAACGACGAUGCCUCACACUUAGAUCGUUGUCACUGGUUUCAUCUUCACCCGUCACAUUUAGUAAAGUGAAGCCAAACUUUAGAGCGCGUUCAUGUUCUUCUAGUCGGGAAUUCGGAGUUCCGAGGAGAAAGCGAACGCACCAUUAGCAAAACGGAAGCUAACAUAUCAAGCUAAUAAUAUUUUCCUACCGGAGAAGAUUAAGAUGAGGAUGUCUCACUUAGAUCGUUGUCGCUGGUUUCAUCAUCACCCAGUUACCCAUCACAUUUAGUGAAGUGGACCCAAGCUUUAGCCUGCGUUCUUUCUGCCAUGCUGCUCUGUUUACAACUGGUUCGCAGCGAGCGACAACAUAACGCUCUUGCGCAUGCGCAGCUGUCUUGGCAAGUUCUCGUUAUGAUGGACGGGUACCGAAACGAGGCACCGUUUGAAAUGACGUGAAUCGGUGCUCAGUCGGUACUAUGGAAUUCGGUCGGUACCUUAAAAAGUACCGAAUUCGGUACCCAUCCCUAUACAGGAUAGGUUAAAUAAAGACGUUGAGGACCGGUAUGUGGACAAAAUCAGCAUUAAAAAUGGUUUUGAUCCACAUGAGACAAAAGACCGGAGCACCGAUGACGUGUUUUUGCCGCCGCAAAUCUGCAUAACGAACAUUUUCUGCUUUCUUGUUUGUACUGUAAAACCACUCUUGUCUGUAGUUUUGUAUUGUCUACCAGGCUCUUACUCUGAGUUUUUGGGUCAGAUCUCUGAUUUUGUGUCUGAUUUGGUGCUAAAUACUGAUAAGGUCAUUGUAGUGGGGGAUUUUAACAUUCGUGUGGACAUUGAAAAUGAUUGCCUCAAUGUUGACUCAAUUGGUUUUACCCAAAUAAUACAUAGCUCUACCCACUCCUGCCAUCAUACAUUAGACCUUGUGCUGACUUAUGGCAUAGAGUGUGAGGAAAUAACAAUAUUUCCACAUAAUCCAGUCCUCUCUGACCAACUUUUGAUAACCUUUGAGUUCUUUAUAACAAAGUUCUUGAGACAUAAAAGUAAAUUUCACUAUAGCCGGUCUCUAUCUGACAACGCUGUUGCAUCUUUUAAAUCAACUGUUCCAUCUUUACUAUCUUCAGCAUCUCAGAGGAACGUAGUAGAGGACAAUAUUUUUAUUUCUAGCCCUUCACAAAUUGAUGCUUUAGUUCAUAAUGUUACUUCCUCUUUACGUGUGGCAUUAGAUGAUGUUGCCCCUUUAAAAAAGAAGGUAAUUAGGGACAAGAAGUUGGCUCCCUGGUUUAUUUCUCAUUUAUGAACUUUAAAACAAAACUCUAGAAAAUUGGAGACAACAUGGCGCUCUACACACCAGGAGGAGUCCUACUUAUCCUGGAAAAAUAGUCUCGUGCUUUAUAAAAAUAAGCUUCAACAGGCUAGAACUGCUUAUUUUUCAUCACUAAUUGAAGAGAAUAAGAAUAAUCCAAAAUGUAUUUUCAGUACAGUUGCCAAACUUACACAGAAUCGUCCUCGUUGUCGUCGUUGUCUUCCUCCGCUUAUCCGGGUCCGGGUCGCGGGGGCAGCAUCCCAACUAGGGAGUUCCAGACUGUCCUCUCCCCGGCCUUCUCCACCAGCUCCUCCGGCAGGACCCCGAGGCGUUCCCGGACCAGAUUGGAGAUGUAACCUCUCCAACGUGUCCUGGGUCGACCCGGGACAUGCCCGAAACACCUCCCCAGGGAGGCGUCCAGGAGGCAUCCUGACCAGAUGCCCAAACCACCUCAACUGGCUCCUUUCGAUCCGGAGGAGCAGCGGUUCUACUCCGAGUCCCUCCCGAAUGUCUGAGCUCCUCACCCUAUCUCUAAGGCUGAGCCCGGCCACCCUACGGAGGAAACUCAUUUCGACCGCCUUUAUCCGCGAUCUUGUACUUUCGGUCAUUACCCAAAGCUCAUGACCAUAGGUGAGGAUUGGGACGUAGAUCGACCGGUAAAUCGAGAGCCUGGCUUUCUGGCUCAGCUCCCUCUUCACCACGACAGAUCGGCUCAGCGUUCGCAUCACUGCAGAUGCCGAACCAAUCCGCCUGUCGAUCUCCCGAUCCCUCCUACCCUCACUCGUGAACAAGACCCCGAGAUACUUAAACUCCUCCACUUAAGGUAGGGCCUCUCUCCUGACCCGGAUUUGGCAAGCCACCCUUUUCCGGUCGAGAACCAUGGUCUCAGAUUUGGAGGUGCUGAUCCUCAUCCCAGCCGCUUUACACUCGGCCGUGAACCUACCCAGCAAGAGCUGAAGGUCAGAGCUGGAUGAAGCUAGGAGGACCACAUCAUCCGCAAAAAGCAGAGACGAGAUUCUCCUGCCACCAAACUCGACACACUCCACACCACGGCUGCGCCUAGAAAUUCUGUCCAUAAAGGUAAUGAACAGAACCGGUGACAAAGGGCAGCCCUGGCAGAGUCCAACCCUCAGCGGGAACAGGUCCGACUUACUACCGGCUAUGCGGGCCAAACUCACGCUCCUCUGGUAAAGGGACUGAAUGGCCCUUAACAGAAACCACCCACCCCAUACUCCUGGAGCGUCCCCCACAGGGUGCCCCUGGGGACACGGCCAUAAGCCUACUCCAAAUCCACAAAACACGUGUGGAUUGGUUGGGCAAACUCCCAUGCCCCGUCCAUCUCCCUUGCAAGGGUAUAGAGCUGGUUCACAGUUCUACGGCCAGGAUGAAAACCACAUUGCUCCUCCUCAAUCUGAGAUUCAAUUAUCGAUCGGACCCUCCUCUCCAGUACCUUGGAGUAGACCUUUCCAGGGAGGCUGAGGAGUGUGAUCCCCCUAUAGUUGGAACACACCCUCAGGUCACCCUUCUUAAAGAUGAGGACCACCACCCCGGUCUGCCCCUCCACAGGAACUGCCCCCGAUGACCACGCAAUGUUGCAGAGACGUGUCAACCAUGACAGCCCUACAACAUCCAUAGCCUAUUCCCUUAGCCCUCAACAGUAAUGACUUUAUGGGAUUUUUCACAAGUAAAAUUAAUUCUAUUAGAAACAAAAUCAUUAGCAUCCUCCCUAAUGCGUUUUCUUCUUCCUCAGUAAGUGAGGCAGCAUCUGAGGUAACUGUAGAAUCUUAUCUGUGUUUGAACCGUUUUGAUCCAGUUGAGCUUUCAGAGUUAUCAAAAAUAUUAGCUUCAUCUAAACCUUCAACUUGCAUUUUAGAUCAAAUCCCAAUCAAAUUAUUUAAAGAUGCAUUUCCUUUGUUUACUGCCCCCAUUCUAGAUAUAAUCCAUUAAUCCUUAGUAAAUAGAUACGUACCACAGGAUUUUAAGGUUGCUGAAAUCAAACCUUUACUUAAGAAGCCUUCUCUAGAUCCAAAUGACCCAAAGAAUUAUAGACCAACAUCUAACCUUCAAUUUUUAUCCAAAGUCUUUGAGAAAAUAGUGGCCAUCCAAGUAUGUGAGCAUUUAAACACUAAUGAUCUGUUUGAGGAAUUUCAGUCUGAUUUUAGAGAGUAUAGAGCUCCGGACCCCACGUGACUCUCAGUUAGUAGACGCCAUAUUGGCAGGUAAAAGAAGCUAAACAAACACGGAUCGUAAACAUGAACGUGAACGGGAUCGGCUUGGAUUUUACUUUGUCGGAGUUUACUUCACACUUUAAAACCGAAGAAAUCACUUUAUAUAGUCAGAAAUUAAAUAGACUAAACAUCUCCGACCCUUACCUUGCCCCUGGGAUACUUUUUAAAAAUGCCAGAAGCUGUCGAAGCAGACUUCUUACCGGACCUGGCCAGGGAACUCCUUGGGAUUUACCCGGAGGAGCUGGCUCAGGUGGCUGGGGAGAGGGAAGUCUGGGCCUCUCGACGCUACUGCCCCCACAAAACGAUUCCGGAUACGCGGGUGAAAAUGGAUGGACAAAUAACAGAGUAAGUAGUUUAAAAAGAGUGCUGUGCUGUUUGAAUGUAUAAACUGAACGCCAAGAGAAAUCACUAGUUUGAUUGUUUUCCGUGAAAAAAAUAAGUCAGGCAGGAGCGUCUCAGGAUUUGUCUGAGAUCUGUCUCGGUGAGACAGAUAAUAGCAAUCCAAAGUGCUUUUUAUGUGUGAUCUGACAAUUGAUCAACCAUUGCUUAAAAAUUAAAUACAGCUUAGCCGGUUAAUUGCUGUGAUCAUAAAACACGUAAACGGCAGCACGCAGAACUCACGAGGCAACGUUUUACGUGAUGUUUACUUGUUACUAUGAGUAAUAAGACAGAAAAAGCCAUGCCAAAAUAAGUUUAGGAAGCUCACUAACAAUUAUAAUAAAAGCAUUUAAAAUAAAUACCAUACACAGUUGAGGAAACGUUGGUUUAAGAACCUGAUAUGAAGCGGUCGCUGCAUAAGCGAAAACUUUUACUCUCGGGAUACCACAGUUUCAUUUAAGCCCGGUCACUAGCGCAUUUUAUUACAAUCAUCCAACAUUUGCGGCGCUCCGGAUCUUGGGGAAUCCUGUAGAUGGCUCAUUCCUUAUGUCGUCCGUGUCUGUUCUGCAUCCUGGGGCACAACAGGAAUCUACCAUAUUUCCUGUCUGAUUGAGUUUUCUGACAAUAACAAAUAGUCCAGCUGCCGGCUUCUACCUGCCAAUAUGGCGCCAUUUCGAUUUAAACUGUUGCAUGCCGGGAGAAGUGACGUCAACUCCCGGAGCUCUAUUACAGCACUGAAACUGCGUUAGUGAAAGUUACAAAUGAUAUUCUCAUGGCAUCAGAUAAGAAUCUUGUGUCUGUUCUAGUCUUGUUAGAUCUCAGUGCUGCUUUUGACACAGUUGAUCACAAUGUUCUUUUAGAAAGACUUGAACAUGUUGUAGGGAUCAAAGGAACAGUGCUAGGCGGUUUAAAUCCUUCCUGUCUGACAGAUAUAAUUUUGUAAACGUACAUGACAAAUCUUCUUCAAACUCCAGGGUUACUUGUGGAGUGCCACAGGGUUCGGUGCUUGGACCAAUUCUUUUUAACUAUAUAUGCUCCCAAUUGUUAAAAUAAUUAGACAGCAUGAGAUAAACUUCCACUGUUAUGCUGACGAUACUCAGUUAUAUCUUUCCAUUAACCCUGAUUAACCUAAUCGGUUAGGUAGAUUACAGGCUUGUCUUGAAGACAUAAAAAAUUGGAUGACUCAAAACUUUUUGCUUUUAAAUCAAGACAAGACUGAAGUUCUCAUCAUUGGACCUGAAAUUCAGAAAAGGAAAUUGCUUAGUCAAUCACCUGACCUGAAUGGCAUUAAAUUAGUCUCCGAGAACAAAGUAAGGAACCUUGGUGUUAUCUUGUCAUCUAGAAUCUUCUGGCACUGAUCUGUAAGUGACAACAGCCAUAAAACUCAUGGAACGGGAGUGAGAGAGUGAUUUUAUUGCUUAGGAAAAUGGGCUGCAGUAACCAAAUGUGACCACAGGAUGCCAUUCUUACAUAUUGCGCCUUUAAUGUGAGAAUAAACAGUUAUUAUCAAGAUACAAACAAUUUUUAUUCUAAACACAAAUAAAAUGGGCAUUGGUUACAAUUAAUGCCAUGUCUGAAAUUUAAAGUAUUUUCAGAAAUUGUAAAAGGUCUAAAUAAUUCCACAUCUACACUCAAUAAACCCAAAAAAGGGUAGUUUUAGCAGCGAUCCAUUUCUUUGCAACAGUCUUUUUAUUUUCCAAAUUCAAGCACUUUUCAAAACGAGUUCAUUGAAAUCAAAUUCCAGCCUUCUAAUUUUAGAGAUGCAGUCUGAAACGACCAAAAGUUAUGAUAAAACUUAUAAUGCAAGUUUUUUUUAUCAUCUAAGAAACUGAGCGAUGUGCUUUCCUUAUUUGUGGCACUUAUUGAUUGCCUGCAGGCAUAUUCCUUUGCAAGAAUAAUCAGAUUACUGGUCUGUGAUGAUGAUUUGUUUUUCCACCAUAACACAAAUUAAGACAAUCUCAUUAGUAAUUUAGAACACAAUUUUUCUACAUCCUUUCUGUUGCGUUGUGUUAUUGUUUCCCUACGACACACAUCACCUCAGGGCACCCUGGAGUCACAUUCCAAAGCCUCGCAUAUGUAAAACACAGUUUUCCUCUUCAGAUCUCACUUAUUUUAAUUUUCACAUGCAGAGAAGCGUAUAAUGUGUCAUCGUGAAUUCAUACUCCCUUGAGAAUGAACACCUACGUGCAGAAUAUGUGAAAGCUCAAUGAGUGAAUCAUUCUAGAAUCGUUCAUGCUUAUUUUUAUCCUAACUAAAACAUAAAACGUGGCCAGAGAAACCAGAGAGCCUGUGGCAUUUUAACAUCUUUUUUUAUUGUAGAUCUGGAAAGCUGCUUCAAAUCAGAUUAUGUGUCUCAUGAGGCCAAAAUGCUUGGGUGACUAAGUCAGAGCCUAAGGGUGGAGAGGUGUGAGAUAAAAACCUGGUGCAAUUUGGGUUCACCUCUUUUAGGGAUUUAAAAGAAAAUAGGAUAAAUCAAAGAGCAGCAUUCUCGGGUGCAUGCAUGCUGUAAUAAAUAUGCACUCGGUGCAACCGCACUCUGCAGCAAUGUCUUUAUUGCUAUAAUUUACAGCUUUUUUGCACAAAAUUGCAUGAAUGUAUGGAUGUUUUUGACUAUGAUUAACAAGACUAAAAUUUUCUUGUUAUUGUUUAAAAAUAAAAAAAGGAAAUUGACUAAAAACAAAAUAAUUGUACAUGUUUUAUGGCAUAUCUUUCAAGUUUUUCAUUGAUAAUUCCUAAUUCUAUUUUUGCAAUGAAUCUAUAAAUUAUUUUUGCCAAACUUAGACCACCAGAAGGCUUUCCUGUGGUAAUCCAUGCAUGGAGAACACGUCUAGCUGCACAGCCAAGGUUUUCCAAGUCUUCAGACCUCAGCCUCUGGUUCACUGCUUCUGCCUAAUAAAAUAGUAAAUGGAGGAAGCAGCUGCCUGAAAAUGCUUUGCCGUCUUCUAACAGCCUCAUCAUGGUUUGGGGUUGCUGGUCAUUGACAUUUCAAAGAUGUUGAGCAGAUGGGAGCCACUGACUGCUGAUUAUCGGGAUGAAGAUGAGGCAGAGUCUUUAUAGCGCUUUGAUAAACACCAGGGCAUGAGAUGGUGGUAAAAAGUGAACCGAGAGCAAACAUUUCCUGGAAUGACUUCAUGUGGCUUUGGUGGACCAGAGCUUCACCUGCUGCAGAAUUGCUCGUGGGGUGUUGGGAGGUUGGUUGUCCAGUUUACAAGCAAAGAUUCUGGGUCAGUCUUGGUUCUGGUUGGGUCCUGCCCUUUGUCUCCGAUCCGUUUUGUGGUUUUUAAGGACGGUAUCUCAUGGUGCUGUCAUGGAAAAGCGUUUUUGGUUUGUGAAUGUCAGGGUCAGAUGAUGUGGUUCUGCUGGUGUCUUCUCGCCAUGACCUUCUGCGUGCACUGGGAUGGGUCAUGGCUGAGGGUGAUGCAGCCAAGAUCAGUCUUGUUUCUGCAAGUCUGAGGCUAUGAUACUUUACCGGGACAAGUGGGAUGCUCCCUUCGGGUUGGAGUCGGUCUCUGGCUCAAGUGAGUGUCUAUCUCUAAACUGAUGAAUUGGGGCAUUAUCUGCAGAAAUUGGGGCAUUUCUGUAGUAGAGGAAAUAGCUGUAAUUAUGCUCUGUCUACGUUCCAACCAAGCCCCCACAAUGCGGGACAGAAAUUGAGGCCAAGGCAGAAAUAAAAUAAAUUGCAGUUCCACCCUCAUCCGCUGGGGGCUGGCGUCAGAAACAAACCAUUCCUCAUUGACUCCCAUGUUAAAAAUACCAAUUUCACAGCAGAAAUAAACAUGUUUACAGCCUGGUACCAAAACAUGUUUUUGGUUUAAAUUAUCUAGUUUACACUCAUGACAACUCUGAGGGGGGUGAAUUUUUUUCUCACUCUUCUGUUUAAGUGUAUUAAAAGCCUAAAAUUCUGGAUAAUUAAUGAGCAUCAGAGCCACGUGACCACAGAGCUAGCUCGUGGA
Molecule: messenger RNA, 11312 nt
Organism: Nothobranchius furzeri (turquoise killifish)
Lineage: Eukaryota; Metazoa; Chordata; Actinopteri; Cyprinodontiformes; Nothobranchiidae
Gene: avpr2l
Product: arginine vasopressin receptor 2, like
Biological process (GO): positive regulation of vasoconstriction; regulation of systemic arterial blood pressure by vasopressin; G protein-coupled receptor signaling pathway
Cellular component (GO): plasma membrane
Molecular function (GO): peptide binding; vasopressin receptor activity
Source: RefSeq, a predicted model, not a curated record